This is a messenger RNA of Sus scrofa (pig), 1648 nucleotides long. It is a transcript of the gene MSX1, whose product is annotated as msh homeobox 1. Gene Ontology annotation, molecular function: DNA-binding transcription factor activity, RNA polymerase II-specific; RNA polymerase II transcription regulatory region sequence-specific DNA binding. The record is from RefSeq and is marked provisional. Gene Ontology annotation, cellular component: nucleus. NCBI's taxonomy places the organism in Eukaryota, Metazoa, Chordata, Mammalia, Artiodactyla, Suidae. Gene Ontology annotation, biological process: embryonic morphogenesis; regulation of transcription by RNA polymerase II.
AUGGCCCCGGCUGCUGACAUGACUUCUUUGCCACUCGGUGUCAAAGUGGAGGACUCCGCCUUCGGCAAGCCGGCGGGAGGCGCCGGGGGCCAGACCCCCAGCACCACUGCGGCCACGGCGGCCGCCAUGGGCGCGGACGAGGAGGGGGCCAAGCCCAAAGUGUCCCCUUCGCUUCUGCCCUUCAGCGUGGAGGCGCUCAUGGCCGAUCACAGGAAGCCCGGGGCCAAGGACAGCGUCCUGGCGGCCUCCGAAAGCGCGCAGGCGGCGGGCGGCUCGGCGCAGCCCCUGGGCGCCCGGCCCGGGUCGUUGGGCGCCCCGGAUGCGCCGUCCUCGCCGCGGCGGCUCGGCCAUUUCUCGGUGGGAGGACUCCUCAAGCUGCCAGAAGAUGCGCUCGUCAAAGCCGAGAGUCCCGAGAAGCCCGAGAGGACCCCGUGGAUGCAGAACCCCCGCUUCUCCCCGCCCCCGGCCAGGCGGCUGAGCCCCCCGGCCUGCACCCUGCGCAAGCACAAGACCAACCGCAAGCCGCGGACGCCCUUCACCACCGCGCAGCUGCUGGCGCUGGAGCGCAAGUUCCGCCAGAAGCAGUACCUGUCCAUCGCCGAGCGCGCCGAGUUCUCCAGCUCGCUCAGCCUCACGGAGACGCAGGUGAAGAUCUGGUUUCAGAACCGCCGGGCCAAGGCCAAGAGACUGCAGGAGGCCGAGCUGGAGAAGCUGAAGAUGGCCGCUAAACCCAUGCUGCCGCCCGCCGCCUUCGGCCUCUCCUUCCCACUCGGCGGCCCCGCGGCCGUGGCGGCCGCCGCGGGCGCCUCGCUCUACGGCGCCUCUGGCCCCUUCCAGCGCGCCGCCCUGCCCGUGGCGCCCGUGGGACUCUACACAGCCCACGUAGGCUACAGCAUGUACCACCUGACAUAGAGGGCCCAGGGUCGCGCACCUGCGGUGCCAGCUGAUUCCUCCAGCGCCGAUCCCGGGCGAGCAGCAGGAGGCUUCCUCUGCUCGCUCCCCUGUUCGGCACCCACUGGCUCCUUCCCCUUAAGCCCCGCACGGCUGUGGUUUCUCCUCGGUUGCUCCCCGAGUUCAUUCUCUGAAGUCUGAUCCCCUCCCUAAAAGUGGCUAGAAGGGUCCCCUCGAACUCUUCUAGAAUCUAGAUCUUCCCUCUCCUGUUAGAGAUGGGGAAACAGUGGCCCGAGAGGCUGAGAAAUCUAUCCCAAGCCCCCAGCAGAGUUCGCGGUGGGACCGCAAGUAGGGGCCUUUGCUCCUGCAUCCAUGGCCAGCUGCCUCCUGUCCUGACACCAGACAGGAAAAGCCCAGACAAAUUCAUGUUGGAAGAUUUUGGAAAUGAGAACGGUCGGAGAAAAGAGAAUAACUGUCCGGGGGAGACAGGUCCCAGCUCCUUCCACUGGAAAACUUCAGCAGCAAAACAUUUGGCUUUGGGGGGGGGGGGUAUACACAGAUGCGUGACAAAGGUAGGUUACCAGUACCAGAAAGAAAUGUAAAAUAAAAAUUAAAAAUUCUGUUUCUAUUUAACAGUGCAUUGGGGUGGCUCUCGCGAUUCCCUUUGGAAGGGACUGUUGUAAUAUACUGUAUAUUUGAAAUUUUAUUAUCAUUUAUAUUAUAGCUAUAUUUGUUAAAUAAAUUAAUUUUAAGCUAC